AUGAAGACCUUCACCGCAACACUCGCACUUCUAAGCUCCGCCAGCAGCGCCAGACUUCCGCCGAGCAACAGCCCCGUCACGGACGUCGCGUCAAACGAUCUACGGUGCAAUGUCGGCGGAGCCACGGGCGUGGCCGGCGUCUGCGAGGUUCCCAGCCGGCAGCAAGGUCUCGGUCGAGAGGCUGACGAGCGCGGCUGCGAGAAGCCCGCCAUCGGGGGAAAUCACUUCGGCCCCGUGAUGUUAUACCUCAGCAAGGUGGCAGACGGACCGACGGAUUUCUUCAAGAUCGGCGCGUACGGGCACAACAGCGCGGCCGCGGACGCGACGUGGGGCACCGACAUACUCAGCGAGAACUGCGGGCGGUUCGACGUGACGAUCCCACCGGCGCUCGAGGCCGGGGACUAUCUGCGCCGGGCCGAGGCCAUUGCGCUGCACGCGGCGUCGCAGGCCGGCGGAGCGCAGUUUUUUGUGACGUGCUAUUCUCUGGCGGAGGCGGCGCGACGCCGGCUGGCGUCAGGUUCUGGCGCGUACAGCGCAGCGGACCCCGGCAUCCAGGUCGAUAUCUGGGGCGGCGGGUGCAGUAAGUACACCACCCCGGGACCUGCCGUGGCGUACGUCUAA
Molecule: messenger RNA, 621 nt
Organism: Colletotrichum gloeosporioides
Lineage: Eukaryota; Fungi; Ascomycota; Sordariomycetes; Glomerellales; Glomerellaceae
Product: putative endo-beta-1 4-glucanase D
Exons: 5
Coding region: 1-621 (206 amino acids)
Source: RefSeq, a predicted model, not a curated record